Molecule: messenger RNA, 2867 nt
Organism: Periophthalmus magnuspinnatus
Lineage: Eukaryota; Metazoa; Chordata; Actinopteri; Gobiiformes; Gobiidae
Gene: egr1
Product: early growth response 1
Exons: 2
Coding region: 324-1841 (505 amino acids)
Biological process (GO): regulation of transcription by RNA polymerase II
Molecular function (GO): DNA-binding transcription factor activity, RNA polymerase II-specific; RNA polymerase II cis-regulatory region sequence-specific DNA binding
Source: RefSeq, a predicted model, not a curated record
CUCAGAGACAGCCCUCAGAGCUCACAGAGACAGAGCAGACUAACACUCACAAACACAACACAAGUCAAACGCCCUCAAAACAACAGCUCCUGCCUGGAAAAGUCAUUCACACUCAAAACAAAUCAAGAUUAAUCCCAUGAUUAAUUUUGACGAGUUUUACUGGAUGUGCAAAAAGGACACUUGUGAUUUUUUCUGCAAAGACAAGUGGAUUUUUAUUCAUCCGUGAAGGCGUCGGGACACUUGAGCCGUGGAGCGCGCGGUCCUCAGCAUCCUCCUGGUGUGAGCAGAUUCCUCCUGCACCUGUGAUCCUGCCGCUCCAGAGCAUGGCUGCAGCCAAGACGGAGAUGAUCCUUCCAGCCCUGCAGAUCUCGGAGCCCCUCAGCUUCCCUCACUCCCCCAUGGAUAACUACCCCAAGCUGGAGGAAGUGAUGAUGCUCAGCUCUGCAGGGACACCCUUCCUCACCGCCUCCGCACCCGAAGGCGCAGGCUUUGGAUCCGGAGAACCCGGCGAACAGUACGACCACCUCACUGGAGACACAUUAUCAGAUCUCCCGUUCAACUGUGACAAAUCGGAGCAGACGUACUCCACCCAGAGGCUCCCGCCCAUCUCCUACACGGGCCGCUUCACGCUGGAGCCCGCCACCUCCUGCAGUAACAGCCUGUGGGCCGAGCCCAUCCUGGGCCUCUUCACCGGGCUCAUGAGCAGCGUCCAGUCCAGCUCCAGCUCCUCCUCCAGCAGCUCUCAGACCUCCUCUUCCACCUCCACGGUCUCCGCUCCGGUCUCGUCCUCCACCUCCACCUCCCCCUCAUCUUCCGCGGCCAGCCUCAGCGCCUCCAUCCACCACAGCGAGCCCAACCUCAUCUACACCGCGGCUCCCGCCUACUCCAGCCCCAACUCAGACAUCUUCCCUGACCAGGGCCAGGGCUUCAGCUCAGGGGGAACGGUGCAGUACCCUCCCCCCGCGUAUCCCAACAGUAAGACCUGUCCCAGCAGCUUCCCGGUGCCCAUGAUCCCAGACUACCUUUUCCCUCAGCAGCAGGGAGAGAUCAGCCUGGUCCCAGACCAGAAACCCUUCCAGAGUCAGCCCAGCCAGCCGUCGCUGACUCCUCUGUCCACCAUCAAAGCCUUCGCCACGCAGACUGGCUCUCAGGACUUAAAGAGCGUGUACCAGUCCCAGCUCAUCAAGCCCAGCCGCAUGCGCAAGUACCCCACGCGGCCGAGCAAGACCCCCCCUCACGAGCGGCCGUACGCCUGCCCCGUGGAGACGUGCGACCGCCGCUUCUCGCGCUCAGACGAACUGACGCGGCACAUUCGCAUCCACACGGGGCAGAAGCCCUUCCAGUGCCGCAUCUGCAUGCGCAACUUCAGCCGCAGCGACCACCUGACCACGCACAUACGCACGCACACGGGCGAGAAGCCUUUCGCCUGCGACAUCUGCGGCCGGAAGUUCGCCCGUAGCGACGAGAGGAAACGGCACACUAAGAUCCACCUGCGGCAGAAGGACAAGAAGGCGGAGAAGGCGGGAGCCGCGGUCACGGCGGCUCCGGUAUCGGCGGCUUCCCCCGCCUCCAGCUACCCCUCCCCCAUCACCUCCUACCCCUCGCCGGUGUCCUCUUACCCCUCCCCUGUCACCUCCUGUUACUCCUCUCCCGUGCACUCCUACCCCUCGCCCUCAGUGGCCACCACUUACCCCACGGCCUCCAUGUCCAGCACAUUUCAGUCGCAGGUAGCCUCGUCCUUCCCCUCGUCAGUCGCCUCAAACAUCUACAGCUCGCCCGUGCCCACCCCUCUGUCAGACAUGCAGAGCACACUCUCUCCUCGGACAAUUGAAAUCUGCUAAAACUCUUCUUACAAACUCUUUUUCAAGUCUUUUUGAGGAGGACAUUCCAGCUUUGGUAAAACGUUGUUUACCCUCCUAAAGCCCGUGUGCUCCCUGUACAGUGUUAGGUGAAUCUCAGAUUUACACGUGAGACUGGACAAAGACGACAUGAGACGCAGCAGAAGGGGCUGAACAAACAGGAGUUGAAGCCAGCACUGACAAAUCUUUUCGGUACAAAUCACAGACGAUGCCAGCAGUGGCCGUGCUCGCAGCAGAGACUCUGAAUAUACAUAAGCUCCAGUGUAUGUAGAUGCUACACGUGCCAUGUUUGGACUCAUCUUUCUUUGGUUCCAUUGAUGUGAAAUUAUUGGCAUAUUUGCAUUGUAUUAUUUCAAGUGACAGGGCCAUAUUUUCUACAUUCUUUCUCUUAUAUAGUGAUGCUGUGACAUGUUUCGUUUGAUAAAAGCACUUAGUAUUUAAGCAUGAGUAAGAGUGAUGUUACUUUCUGUUGUAAAUAUCAUCCUCUGGUACUACACCUGUAACAUAUGGCCUGGGUCUAUGGAAACAGAAAAGAAAACGCUUUUCAAAAACAAAAGCUCCCGUUUUUUGGUGCCUUUGUGAAGCCUUGCUGUUGUAACGCGGCUGUGCACGAGCCUUAAGGUUAAGGGAUUAUUUUUGUUACAGAAUGUAGUCGUACUCAGAGGGAGAAAGGGACGAGCGCUGAGGGCACCGCUUCAUUUCAUCUGAAUGUAAGCAAAAAAGGACAAAAGUUCUAAAAUAUAUUUUUGUAAAACCUAAGUGUAAAUAUCCAUAUCUUCAAGAGCUGGAAUGUUGAAGUUACCUACUGAGUAGGCAUGGGAUUUUUGUAUGUUAUUUACAUGCAGUUCAUUAUUUUGUUGUUAUCUUUAUUUUGUAUUUGUGUUUGUUAAAACAAGUGACUGUUUCUGGCUUCUAAACACAUUGAAUGCGCUUAACUGCCAAUGGGAUAUUUGGUGUACGAGAUAUCCUCCCAGAAAUGAAAUAUAAAUAAAAAUCUGAAUAUCUGUA